Molecule: messenger RNA, 2032 nt
Organism: Hypanus sabinus (Atlantic stingray)
Lineage: Eukaryota; Metazoa; Chordata; Chondrichthyes; Myliobatiformes; Dasyatidae
Exons: 2
Coding region: 244-1311 (355 amino acids)
Source: RefSeq, a predicted model, not a curated record
GUCCGAGGUAAGUGAUGCAGAGGAACAGUUAGCAGCAGACAGACAGGGGGAACAAGAAGCUGACACAGGAGUUUGAUCAAUUAGUAAGGGAAAAUUUUGGUCCUGAGGACGAGCCUGAAGACACUCAGGAUGUGGUGGUGGAUAGUAGUGCUUCUUCAGGUAACGGGGAUGACCUGGGAAUGACCAGUCGUGCCCCUGGGGACAAAGCACCCACAUACUCCAGUGCAGACUUGGAAACCAUUAAUGUGGCAGAAAUGGAAUGGGACUGUUCAGUCCCCACAGAGCCUACAGAAAAGAAGUAAGAGGAACACAACACUUACCUCCUUGCCAUGGCCUAGUCAGUGGUACCAAUGGGCAACUUACACGGCAGGAAUGAAGAAGAGACGGAAUUGCUACCUGUGCUCAAGGGCAAGCCCCGCUCAGCAUGUAGUUCCCAUGCCUUAUAACUCCUCCACUUGCACGCGGUGGCAAAGAGAGUAUAGGGAGCGAUGUGAACGACAGUGUCCAGGUUUGAUUAAGGCUUGUUUCCUGAAGCUUUGUGUUAAAACAGAUCCCUGCUAUCAAAGCUGUAUGAGAAAUGCACCAAUGUGCCCAUAUUGGUGUAUGUUAUAUCAGGCUUCCCUGCAGUUUGAUCAACACAAGCUUGCCUCUGACUGCAACUACAGCAGACCAUGGGCUAUAAACAAAAGAAGCCAGACACCUACACUGGAACAGCUUAUAAUGCAGUAUCAGUUGAGCUAUGAAUGUUUUACACUGACAGGUGCUUGUCCAGUGGGUCAUUGCAGAGGUAACUGCACUCAGAUGUGGGAUGUGACCCCAGGCGAAAGACACGUAGUAGGUUCCCCUCCACCCGAAGGUACAUUGGACGCACAGACCAUCCCCUUAGCAGACACCUGGUGGCUGUGUGGUGAGGAAGGGGGUCUGAGACCCACACUUCCUCUCAAUUGGGCAGGUACGUGUACACGUGUUAUGCUACUUCAAGAAGUUAUAGUAUCCCCAGAAGUACACUUCAACACUGAUAUCUCUGAAAAGCAGACACUAUUGCGGAAAAGGAGAAAAUAUGAACCGGACUGGACGAUCUGGAUAGAUAGUAUAGAACAGCCGAGAGGUAUACCUAACAAAUUUAAGGCGAGGAAUGAGAUUGCUGCAGGCUUCGAAGCACUUCUACCCUUGAUAGGAACUAUUAAGGAUGUUGAAUGGAUAAAUUAUAUAUAUUACAAUCAGCAAAGAUUCAUCAACUACACCGAUGAUGCAUUGGAGGCCUUGGGACAAUGGUUAGAUGCAACUAGCAAAAUGGCGUGCGCAGAAUAGACAAGCAUUGGACUGGCUGUUGGCAGAAAAAGGAGGAGUUUGUAUGAUGUUUGGAGAGCAGUGCUGUACUUUUAUACCAAAUAACACUAGUCCAGAAGAAUCGUUUACUAAGGCAAUGUAUAAGUUGAAAAGUCUCAGAAAGGAAGUUAAACAGAAUGCAGGGUUUGGACAUCAGUUAUUCAACUGGUUAGAAAGUAGACUCGGAGGAUGGGGAGUAUGGCUGACUAAGAUGGCAACGACUGUUGGUAUUGUAUUGUUGAGCUGUGCGCUUGUUCUGUGCUGUUUCCUUCCUUGUCUCAAGUCUCUUGUAGUGCGUGCUGCAAUCAAACAAUUUCCGAUGCUCGUGGCGAUUACUUAACCAAGCUUAGUGGAGAAAGAAACACCGAAGAAAUAUUGUUACAGCCUACAACGCCUGCAGGAUGAACAAGAGCAAAACGACAGUGUGGGAGUAGAUUCUUUUGUUUGCAGAUAAAGGCUUAAACUUCUCGAAGAAUCUUCUGUGUCUCCUGGUUAUUUCAAGAAACCACGACAGCAACUGACACUAGUUUAAAAGCUUUUGCACUAAGCACAGUGUAGUGUUUAACGGCUAUGCAAGGGCAUGCGUCUGAUGCUAGUAAGGAACUGUUUGGCAACAGUCUCCUGCUCCAAAAAGCGACAUAGUGUCCCAAUUAAACAAACGGAAUCCUGGCUAUUUUCUGGAUUAGUUUUUGUUCUUUAAGAG